UCCUUGUCCAGAAAGGAAAUAAAGACUUCAUCUUCAUUUUUGGGUGAACUAACCCUUUAAACUGUGAGACACUUCUUUCACUCAGAAGACUGAGCUGUGACGUUAUUCAUGUACUGGACAGCCAAGAGUUUACCAGAGUUCACCUAAAAUGUUCUGAUUCAAAUCUUUUGUAAUUUGUUAAUUAAUUUGUAUUUGCUUUCAUUUUUAAUCUCAGAUCUCUUGACCUCUGUAACUGUCACACAAGAGACAACCUCCACUGGUAAUGUAUUGUGCUGAAUUGUCCAGUUUUUCUCAGCUUAUGUCUGCAAACAAUGUAGAAAUUUAUUCUGACCGCAAUUAAAUCUCGGGAAAUCAAUAUGUUUCUGGAGAUUAGUCAUAUUUUUCUACAUUCUUAAAGGAUGAUGUCUGUGGCUGUUAUAAUGUUCACUUCUGAUGUGUCACUCAAGAUUGGCAGUUUUGCUUCCCCAUAUAUAGUAAUAUUUUGUUAAUUGGAAAUUAACAUAGAUAGGAAUGACUAAAGCUGCACUUCUGGAUAGAUUUUAUAGCCUGAACAUUUUAUUAACAAUAACAGGUCAUGAUUGCUUAAUAUAUUUUCACUACAGCUAAUCUGUCAGACCCCUGCAACAACUACACUGAGCUGAACGAUACAUGGAGAUCCAUCAGUAAUACAUAUAACUCCUACAUGUGUGACCGGUCUGUCUCCUGGAGCGGCUGGUAUCGUCUCUUCAUUAACAGCACUAGCGCUCAUAUCCCAGACACGUGUGUUGCUCAGUACAGAUGUGGCACUGAUGCCCCACUGUGGAUCCGUGGUGGACACCCAACAGUAACAGAUGGAGUCGUCACUCGAGAUGUCUGCGGUAACUGGAACAAUUUCUGCUGCUAUUUCGGGUCUUAUCCCAUUAAAGUCAAAGCCUGUCCAGGAGAUUAUUAUGUCUAUGAACUGGUCAGUCCAACUCUCUGUAAACUUGCAUACUGUGCAGACACUGGCAGCAUUAACACCAGCCCUACAACUGUCACACCAGUGACCAUCUCACCUGCUUAUCCUUCUGUUGACCCCUGCAACAACUACACUGAGCUGGACGAACCAUGGAGAGCCAACAGCAGUCAGAUCUCAAACUCCUACAAGUGUGAUCAGUCUGUCUCCUGGAGCGGCUGGUAUCGUCUCUUCAUUAACAACAUGAGCGCUCAUAUCCCAGACACGUGUGUUGCUCAGUACAGCUGUGGCACUUAUAUCCCACUGUGGAUCCGUGGUGGACACCCAACAGUAACAGAUGGAGUCGUCACUCGAGAUGUCUGCGGUUACGCUGGGAGUUUCUGCUGCUCUUUCGGGUCUUAUCCAAUUAAAGUCAAAGCAUGUCCAGGAGAUUAUUAUGUCUAUGAGCUGGUCAGUCCAACUCGCUGUCCUUCAGCAUACUGUGCAGCUGUUACUAACAUCAGCAUCAUCACGAAUACAACAGUCGCACCACAGACGACCUCAGCUGGUGUAACGCCGCAGGAAGGACCCACCAGUUUUUCUGAAAAACAUCUUCAAAAUAUUCUUGAGGGGAUCGAGAACAUUACAGAUGAAGUGCUUCCUUUGACUAAUGUGACCAGUAUUUUGGAUAUGGUCCUCAACGCUUCAGGGGAGAUUUUACAGUCGUCAUCAUCUUCAUCAUCGAUCAGCGAGGCUAAACUAGCCUCUUAUGGAAACCGUGUGUUAAAAGCAAACGAGAAACUCAUCUCCACAUUGGUGAAGCCGACAGACACAAACGACAGUGUCAGUUUUACUCUUGCUGCUGUAGAGGUUGAAGUCUUCAUGGUUGGACCCAAUGUCACCUUAGAUAAAAUCCCUCGACUUGACACGAUAAAUUCUUCUGUGGACAUUGAUCUCAUUGGGAUCGCCAAGAACAACAAUGAAACAAGAUCAGCUGCUGUGGCUUUCAUGAGUUAUAACACAAUGGAGAAUCUACUGAAGCCAGACUUCUUCAACACAUCAAAUGACACGAUUAAAACCAUGAUGUCCACUGUGAUCUCAGCUACUCUUCCCAAAACCACCAACACUAAACUCACCAAACCAGUCAACUUCACCUUCAAACACAUCAGAGAGUUUGACCCCAACGGUUCUCUGUCCUGUGUGUACUGGAAUAUCAGCGAGUGGAUUGUAGAUGGUUGUUCUGUUUUAAAGACCAAUAGCAGCUACACUGUGUGUUCGUGUGUUCAUCUGUCCACAUUCGCUCUCAUCAUGCAAACCAGCCGCCCAUCAGAGAGCGACUCUCUGCUGGACCUGUUGAAUUUGGUGUGUGUGACCGUGGGGUUGGUGUUCUUCAGUUUGGCCCUGUUGACCUUUGCCCUUUGUCAGUGGAGUCCUGGAGUGAAUAAUGUGGCUCGAAUCAACCUCUGCAUCAGUCUUCUGUCGGCUCACCUUCUGUUCCUGCUCACACAACAGUUCCUGAGACUCAUACGCCGUCAUCAGGUGUUGUGUGCCGUGAUAUCAGGAGUGCUGCACUUCCUCUUUCUCUCCGGCUUUGUGUGGAUGUUCAUUGAAGCUGUGCUGCUCUUCAUCUGUGUGAAGAACCUAUCACAGAUCAGCUCCAAAAAGAGGGAGGUGCUUAGCAAUGGAUUCCUGUGUGUGAUUGGAUAUACGGUUGCUCUGGCUGUGGUGGCCGUGUCUGUCGGGCUGAAUACCAAAGGCUACGGAAGUGAAGAGUGUUGGAUUAAAAAGGAUAAUGUCUGGAGUUUUCUGGGACCUGUUUGCGUCAUACUAGCAUUCAACAUGAUUCUCUUCCUCUGCAUCAUCAUCAAUCUGUACUCGACCUUGAAAAAGCGGAACGCUGAAGUUUCACAGAUGAAGAUAACCAAGAUAAUGACAUUUAAAACACUGGCUCAGUUUGUGGUUCUUGGUUGCUCCUGGAUUCUGGGUUUCUUCACUGAUGGUAGGAAGGAGCUGGAGAUCCUCUUCCUGAUCUUGAACUCCCAGCAGGGAACCUUCAUCUUCCUGGUCUAUUGUGUCCUCAAUAAUGAGGUCAGGCUGCAGUACAGGAACUUCUUCAGAUGUCUUUGCUGUGGGCUCAAAUCAAACACCAAGAAAACCUGAAUAUUAUGGCAUCCAUAUUCGGCAAAUCAAUUGUUAUUAUUAUAAAAGUGAUUCUAUUAUGAUUUAGAUAUUAUAUGACCAGACUCGUCUACAAAUUUCACUAGUUAACAUGCUAUACAUUUACAGCUGUCAAUACACUUAUGUGAAUAUAUACUUUUCUUAAGUGCAACAUUUCUUAUAGAGGAACUACCAGUUUUUUUAGAUGCUUAUAUUCUUAUUUACACAUUCAAUACACUAAAUUAAGAGGAUAAAGUAAUUGUUUUUCAGUUUAAAGUGUUUUAUUAAAGCAAUGUGAUAUCUGUAACAUUUCAAAUCUUAUUUUCUUUUAAACAAUCUAUUCAAAACAUCUCAUAACUCAAUCUCACAACCCCAAAAGAUCCCUCAGAAUUUGUAAAUAGACAAAAUCUAUUUCACUAUUCAAAACAAUUAAUAACGUAAAUUAUCUGUAAUAAAACAUAAAAAGGUUCCAUUUAACUUUGUAUAAGAAAUUAACCACAAUAGUUUGAGUCGUUUAUUUUAAAUAAAUCUAGCAUCAAUUUGUCCUCUCGCUGACUUUGAGCUUUUGAGUUUCUGACCAUAUAACUUCCGCAUCAAGUGUUGUUUCUCAUACUUAGAAGUCCAAGCAUCACUUUGAGCCACCACAAUAUUGGAAAUGACUUUUAGUGGCAUAACUAAGUGGUCACUGAUUAGACC
Messenger RNA from Pimephales promelas (fathead minnow), 3766 nucleotides. Lineage: Eukaryota; Metazoa; Chordata; Actinopteri; Cypriniformes; Leuciscidae. The record is from RefSeq and is a predicted model, not a curated record.